CCUGUUAAUCUCUGUCUUAUUAGCCUCCGUCUAUCUCCCUUUGUUCCCCAACGAUGUCGCGCCAACGUUCAAUGUCGGGCACCAUUCCUUCGAUGGAGACCAGCGGCGACCAGCUCAAGGAUAACACGAUCAUUAUCGUUCUGGGUGCAUCUGGCGACCUGGCAAAGAAGAAGACAUAUCCGGCGCUGUUCGGUCUGUACAAGAAUGGCUUCUUACCCCGCGACGUACACAUUGUCGGGUACGCGCGCACGAAGAUGGACGAGGCAGAGUACCACAAGCGGACGACUGGCUACAUCAAGGUCCCCGAGGGUGACUCGGAGACCCAGGCCAAAGUAGAGGAGUUCAAGAAGCUCUCCAGCUACGUAUCCGGUGGCUACGAGGACGGCCCUUCGUUCGAUAACCUCAACAAGUAUCUCGAGAGCAUCGAAUCAAAAUACCAAUCAAAGGAGCGCAACCGUGUAUUCUAUCUCGCUCUCCCCCCAAGUGUCUUCAUCCCCGUCGCCAAGAACCUCAAGGAGCAUUGUUAUAUCGCGAAGGGCGGCAUCAACCGCAUCAUCGUUGAGAAGCCCUUCGGAAAGGACACCGACUCCUGCCGCGAGCUCCUGAAGGCCCUCAAGGAGCAUUGGACAGAAGACGAAACCUUCCGGAUUGACCACUAUCUCGGCAAAGAGAUGGUCAAAAACCUGCUUGUGCUGCGGUUUGCCAACAUCGCCUUCUCGUCAGGGUGGGACAAGAACUCUAUCAGCAAUGUUCAGAUUACUUUCAAGGAGCCCUUCGGUACGGAGGGUCGUGGCGGUUACUUCGACGAAUUUGGUAUCAUCCGGGAUAUCUUGCAGAACCAUCUGCUGCAGGUGUUGAGUAUUCUGACGAUGGAGCGGCCUGUUUCGUUCGCUGCGGAGGAUAUUCGCGACGAGAAGGUUAAAGUUCUGCGUGCUAUCCCUCCGGUUGAGCGCAGCGACACUCUGCUCGGGCAGUACGUCGCGGCGAAUGGCAAGCCGGGAUACCUGGAUGAUGACACCGUCCCCCACAACUCCGUCUGCCCGACCUACGCUGCAACCACGCUUUGGAUACACAACCCCCGGUGGGAGGGUGUUCCCUUCAUCUUGAAGGCUGGCAAAGCUCUGAACGAGGCAAAGGUCGAAAUUCGUAUCCAGUACAAGGACGUCACCCAGGGCAUCUUCAAGGAUAUCUCUCGCAAUGAACUCGUUAUCCGGAUCCAGCCUUCCGAGGCCGUUUACCUGAAGUUCAACACUAAGACUCCGGGCCUAUACACACGGGCGCUCCCUGCUGAGAUGGACCUCACUUACAAGCGGCGGUUCGCCGACAUUCACAUCCCAGAGGCAUAUGAGUCUCUGAUCCUGGAUGCGCUGAAGGGUGACCACUCGAACUUUGUGCGAGACGACGAGUUGGAUGUUGCUUGGAAGAUCUUCACCCCCAUCCUUCACUGGAUAGAUGGCCUGAGCGGCCCUCGCCCUAAGCCCGUUCCUUACCCUUACGGUUCUCGCGGACCUAAGGAACUUGAUCCCUUCAUCGCCAAGUACGGCUACAAGCGCUCCACGGAGGGAUACGCCUGGCCCGUCACCAACGUCUCGAACCUGUGAGAGAGCCUCCGUGCUACAUAUGAAAAGACGUGUCAUUGUUAUCGAAGUGCUAUAGAUAGUGGAGACGGGCCCGACAAGUACCCGGAGAAGAGUAGAAAUAGCAAAGGAGAAGAUGCGCAUGGCAAAGGAUGUUGUACCGUGAUGUAACCAAUAAGCAGCAAGUACAGCUUUUUGUACACUCUACCGUGGGCUUAGACCUUUACACAAGUGAGGUCCGAUAAAAAGGAGAGGAACCAAAUCAAGAGGCUCCGACACUAAGUAGAAAGUGAUGUGAAACCAAUUUACUGGCUUGAAGAGCCAUAUACAUCCCCUGCCCCCUCUGUACCUUGAACGUGGGGAGGAUUACCCAUCAUUGCAUCUCUACCCAUUCCUCUGAGGAAGCUGAGCCAUACCCACUGGGCACCUCGCAUUUGCAAAUCAUACCACCAGUUCAACGCGAUAGUGAUGUCGCCGGACUGACGCACGUAGUGCCACCAGCCCACGGGGAGAUAUAGGGUAUCUCCGGCUUGCAGAGUGAUAUGGAUGGGG
Molecule: messenger RNA, 2129 nt
Organism: Gloeophyllum trabeum ATCC 11539
Lineage: Eukaryota; Fungi; Basidiomycota; Agaricomycetes; Gloeophyllales; Gloeophyllaceae
Product: glucose-6-phosphate dehydrogenase
Exons: 8
Coding region: 54-1601 (515 amino acids)
Biological process (GO): pentose-phosphate shunt, oxidative branch; glucose metabolic process
Cellular component (GO): cytosol
Molecular function (GO): glucose-6-phosphate dehydrogenase activity; NADP binding
Source: RefSeq, a predicted model, not a curated record